AUGUCUUCCUCCAAAGCCACAGAUAUUCCCGAAAAGGUCCCAGACCUCCCCCCAUCAUUCCAAGAAACAAUGGCCUCAACACCUCCCAUUUUCAAAACCCAAUUCGCCUGCAUGACCUUCAACAUGUUCGACCGCAUCCGUCUCAUUAACUUCACAGAAGCAGAAGUAUCAGGCAUCAAAGAAGUCGUCGCAGAGCGGUGGUCACCUGGUCUUUCACAUGUGCAACCCUACGGGGAGUCAAUGGAAUUCAGGCUUCGUGGAAGACCUUGGCUGCACAGAUCUGGUGGGAAUGAUGAUUCCAGGAGGUUAAUGUUGAGAAUUCUGGAGAAGUUGUUUGAUAUGGGUUGGGUGUUGCAGGGAGCUAUGGAAAUUACGCUCAAGUCUGAGAGCAAAGAUUCCCUGAUCUUUCGAAAACAAGAUCCUAUCCCACCGCCCUGCGACUGGAUCUGCAUAUCCUUUGACAACAGCGAUAAACUAAAGAUUGUGGACUCACCGCCCAAAGACCUCACAGACGCAAUCUUACAAACAUUUGGUCAUGAUGUGAGACACGCUGGAGAGAUGUGGUUUCACGAUUUAUGCUACGAUUGGAUCAAAGGGAGAGGAUGA
This is a messenger RNA of Fusarium fujikuroi IMI 58289, 606 nucleotides long. RefSeq lists its product as uncharacterized. NCBI's taxonomy places the organism in Eukaryota, Fungi, Ascomycota, Sordariomycetes, Hypocreales, Nectriaceae. The record is from RefSeq and is a predicted model, not a curated record. The transcript has 3 exons. Bases 1 to 606 code for a protein of 201 amino acids.